AUGCCAAAAGCGGUCAAAGGAGCGCUCCUGCAAUGUGAUCCGCCUCAAAUGGCCAUGGUGCGGAAGAUCGACCGCGAGACCAACAACGCCUACAUUAUCGAGGAAAUCGACGACCACACCUGUCUAGUCAAGGAGAACAAGGUGGAGGAGAUCAAGGCAAAGGUCAAGGAAUUGAUGGACACGGCUAUGGGAGUGGAUGACGAUGACAACGAUGACAAGGACAGCGACCUGGACUAG
Molecule: messenger RNA, 237 nt
Organism: Capronia coronata CBS 617.96
Lineage: Eukaryota; Fungi; Ascomycota; Eurotiomycetes; Chaetothyriales; Herpotrichiellaceae
Exons: 1
Coding region: 1-237 (78 amino acids)
Biological process (GO): nucleotide-excision repair; transcription initiation at RNA polymerase II promoter; nucleotide-excision repair, preincision complex assembly
Cellular component (GO): transcription factor TFIIH core complex; transcription factor TFIIH holo complex
Source: RefSeq, a predicted model, not a curated record